AUGACUCAAAUACUGACAAUUGUAGUGGCCCUGCUUAUGCUAGAGAUGCAUCUUGGUUUGACUGAAGAUCCCAGCCAGAUAAACCCUUGUUUACGAGGAAGAGAUGGGAGAGAUGGGAUGGAUGGAAAAGAAGGAACAAUUGGCCCCAAAGGUGAAAAGGGGGAUAGAGGAGAAAGUGUCCAGGGUGCUCCAGGGAAAGCUGGUCCAUAUGUGAAGGGUGAAAAAGGGGAACCAGGUACACCCAUGUAUGAAAAACGCAUCGCUGAAUUAGAGACAGAGCUCCAGAAACUGAAGGAUAAUUACUCUGCGAUUGAAAAACGUUUCGCCUUUACGGUUUGGAGCACAAGUGGUAGCACAGUCUUUGGAUCCAGGAAAGACUCAGCCACUUUUGAAGAGGGCUUGAAAAUCUGUAGCGAUGUCGGUGGACAAAUUGCCACUCCUAAGAGCCAAUCUGAAAAUGAUGCCAUCAUUGAGAUCGUCAAAGCAACUAAUUUUGCAUACAUUGGGAUGAAUGACAGAGAAACAGAAGGGACAUUUGUAGACUUAAAUAAUCAACCAUUAGAGUUUACAAAAUGGAAAAUUGGUGAACCGAAUAACAGUGGGAAUUCUGAAGAUUGCACUGUUAUUAUUCCUGAUGGGACCUGGAAUGAUAUAUCAUGUGACAGAAAAUUCAUAAUAAUAUGUCAAUUUUAAAACAUAAGGCAAAACACAUAAAGAUACUACCUGCCACAUUUGUCUACCCUUAAGCAAACCACAUUACCUUGCAAGCAAAAACUACAAGGCUUGUUUCACAUGCUGCACAUACUGCAAUUCUCCAGUGAUUUUCCUUUAUGAAAAAUAUCCUGCAUUUUGUG
Polyodon spathula (Mississippi paddlefish) is the source of this 854-nucleotide messenger RNA. Its product is annotated as mannose-binding protein-like. Bases 1 to 693 code for a protein of 230 amino acids. The transcript has 4 exons. The record is from RefSeq and is a predicted model, not a curated record. NCBI's taxonomy places the organism in Eukaryota, Metazoa, Chordata, Actinopteri, Acipenseriformes, Polyodontidae.